Messenger RNA from Solanum lycopersicum (tomato), 2761 nucleotides. Its product is annotated as beta-1,3-galactosyltransferase GALT1. Gene Ontology annotation, molecular function: carbohydrate binding; hexosyltransferase activity. Gene Ontology annotation, cellular component: Golgi membrane. The record is from RefSeq and is a predicted model, not a curated record. NCBI's taxonomy places the organism in Eukaryota, Viridiplantae, Streptophyta, Magnoliopsida, Solanales, Solanaceae.
AGCGAUGCAACAACGGGCCCAUAUAUAAAUCAUCUUUUCUCUUUCUAAUUUUUAUUUUUUUUAAGCUUCUCUCUCAAUUCUGUUUUAUUUACUACUCUCUUUUAACUCUGGUUCAUUUCUAGUGUUUCACAAAAUCCAAGUGUUUCUUCAACAAAGGAUAAUCAUUCUCCAGCUUUCAGGUUUAAGCUGUUAGAUUUGUGCAUUGUGCUUCAUAUCGAAGGAAACUGCGGCGCUCUAGGAUUAGUUGCUCGGUUAAUGUGAAUUUGCAGAUCACAGUGGGUCUCUGGAGUCUGGAGAAGCAAAUUUGUAGGCUUUUCUGGUGAAUAUGGAGGAAAUGUACUCGUGUAAACUCUGAGUAUGAUUAAGUGCUACUGUUCUAUUGACUCUUGGGGCUCAUCUAGUCAGACAUUUGAUGAAUUAAGUGCUAAAUGAUUUAAUAGUUGUACUGAGAAUAGAAAUGAAGAAAUGGUACGGUGGUGUUUUAACAACAUCCCUGUUGAUGUUUUUGGUCCUGGGAUACUGUGUGAUGAGGAAACCUGUCAAGGAAAGCUAUGUUACAAGUUCUCUCUACUUCAAUAUGACAAAUCCCCUUGAAUGGAUAAAUGCUAUGGCUCCACCUGCAGCUCACCAUCCAGAAAAAAUUAAUCAAGUAAUACCUGCUGAGAUUGUUGUGUCUGAUCUCUUUAUCAAGAGGAACCUGUCAGCUCAGGAGCAACAAUCUUUGUCUACGUGGUAUCAAUUGAAAAGGUUAACUACUCAUGAUCUAGUUUUACCUAAUGCUAUAGAGGCGGUUAAGGAAGCCACUGUUGCAUGGAACAACCUCAUGAGUGCAGUAGAGAGGGACAAACUCGAUACAAAUGAUAGUUCAAUUAAGACAGGGAAACAGAAACAGUGUCCUCAUUUUCUUAGCAAAACCAAUGCUACUGAACUUGAUGCUAGCGGCUUUAAGUUGCGGCUUCCUUGUGGUCUGAAUCAGGGUUCUUCCAUCACAAUAAUUGGCAUUCCAAAUGGUCUUCUUGGGAAUUUUCGGAUAGAUUUGACUGGCGAACCACUACCAGGUGAACCAGACCCUCCUGUUAUUCUGCACUACAAUGUUAGGCUCCAUGGUGAUAAAAUAACCGAGGAUCCUGUAAUCGUACAAAACACCUGGACUAUUGCACAUGACUGGGGUGAAGAGGAGCGCUGUCCAUUACCAUCAGAUGAAAAGAGUAAGAAAGUGGAUGAAUUGGAUCAAUGCAAUGGGAUGGUAGGCAAUGUCAUGUCCACUCGGCAUGUCAUUGCAACAAAUAAAUCUAGCAUGGUUCAGGACGGGGCUAAAUCAAGAAAAUAUUUUCCUUUCAAGCAAGGAUAUCUGUCAGUUGCCACGCUGAGAGUAGGAUCUGAAGGAAUUCAGAUGACAGUUGAUGGAAGACACAUAACAUCGUUUGCUUUCCGUGAAACUUUGGAACCAUGGCUCAUAAGUGAAGUGAGGAUAUCGGGAGACAUAAAAUUAAUUUCUGUUGUCGCAAGUGGUUUACCAACAUCAGAGGAUUCAGAGCAUAUAAGCGACUUGGAAGCCUUAAAAGCAGCUCCUCUUCCUCCACGAAAAAGACUAGAUCUCUUUAUUGGUGUAUUUUCUACAGCAAAUAAUUUUAAGCGUAGAAUGGCUGUCCGUAGAACUUGGAUGCAAUAUGAUGCAGUGCGGUCUGGACAAGUUGCGGUGCGGUUUUUUGUUGGCUUGCAUAAAAACCAAAUGGUGAAUGAAGAGCUCUGGAAUGAGGCUCGGACAUACAGAGACAUCCAGCUGAUGCCUUUUGUUGAUUACUACAGUCUUAUCACUUGGAAAACCAUUGCCAUCUGUGUUUUUGGGACGGAGGUUGUUUCUGCAAAGUUUGUCAUGAAGACAGAUGAUGAUGCAUUUGUUCGAGUGGAUGAAAUCUUAUCUUCUAUGGAGAGGGUUAACACGACUCGUGGAUUGUUAUAUGGACUUAUUAACGCAGAUUCCCAACCUCACAGGAGUCCAGACAGCAAGUGGUUUAUCAGUCCAGAGGAAUGGUCUGAAGAAACUUACCCUCCUUGGGCACAUGGACCUGGUUAUGUCGUCUCCAGCGAUAUAGCAAAAACAAUCAGCUCGAAACAGAGAAAAGGCCGCCUAAAGAUGUUUAAGCUUGAAGAUGUUGCUAUGGGCAUCUGGAUUUCCGAAAUGAAGAAAAAAGGGUUGGAAGUGAAGUAUGAAAAGGAAGAGAGGAUUUUUAAUGAAGGUUGCCGGGAUGGUUAUGUAAUUGCCCAUUACCAAAGCCCUAGAGAGAUGCUAUGUCUCUGGCAAAAGAUUGAAGAGAGUAAACGAGCUUUAUGUUGUGGUGAUUAAUGCAAAAUAGCUUUCGUCUGCGUUCUGAAGGCUCAGAAGUUUCUAUAACUAUGAUUCUGCAUAGCUGACCAUGGACAUGUACUUGAGUAGGUCGCGAAUGAAGAGGCCAAAGUAAUGCUUAUACCACGUUGUUGUAGUAGGAGGUAGAGUAGUUACUAGCAUAUUGAUAUAAGUAGGUGAUUAGAUUAGCUUGUUACAUACAUCAUCAUAGAUUUGAUUAGUGAAGAUGUUGAGGAAGGUAUCUGUAUUAUAAAUAGAGUAAACUGGGGGCAUUAUACGUUGUAUAGAGUACGGGUACUCUACGAUUCGGUGAUUAUUUUGUAUGUAAAUCACAGGAUCUCUCGUACCCAUUAUCGUUGAGUGAUGGAGAGCAUAUUACAUUAUAUUCUGACGUUGGAGUUCUUGUCUGCAUUA